AUGCAGGAAAGUCGGGUCAAGUCAAGACCAAAAUGCGCCAAGAAAACCUCGUCGAGUGCUCCGAAGCUGCAUGCAACUAGUACGGGCAAAGUCGCGAGAUUUAAGGAAGAAAAACACCUGAAGAUUGAGACACGGGAUCUCGGACACAGUGAAGUAGCGCCGGGUGCAGAGAAAGGGUCGAGUGCUAGUAAAAAGAGACGUCGACGAUUGGCAGCGGAAAUUGACCGCAAAUACAAAUGUUGCUUUGCAGCGUGUCAGAAGGCAUAUGGUUCGGAAGGUUCACUGAUCCAUCACCAGAAACUUAAACACCCAGAGCAGGUGGAUCGACGAGAGAAAGAAAGCCAAGUUGGAACGCUUCUUCUGCCUUUACAUCGAAAUGUGAUGAUUCGACCUGCGACACCACUCAUGGCAAUUGCUAAUCACUCGAGACUUUUGCCAGGUAAGCAAAGCACGAACGCAGGCAUACAUAUGCCCAUAGCUCCGUCAAGUGAUGCGCCUUCAGCUGCGAAAGCGUCACGACGCAGUGUGCGCUCACGGUCAAACUCAGAGCCUGCCGCAUUUUUCAAUGAUAAGAGCAAUGCGAGAGUCUCGUUGACAAGGACGAAGCUGAUGGACAAAGCGUGCCCUAAAUUCUCGCGCAAGCCACGUCGAGGCUGUACUACUUCACAAGCUUUCAAGACAAAAGGUACUGCUAGAAGUACGAAGCUUCGGUCGAAGUCGGAGUCUUUGACUGAGAUGAACCCGAUGUAUCAACUCGACGAGAUCAGACUUUCAAUGUUUGAUCGAAGCGAUGACAUGUCAAAUGAUCCCGAACCAGACUUGCUCCUCAGCAGCGUUAUUCCGUCUGCUGAAAACGGACCUUUCGAGUGGCCGGGGACUACGAUUUCGGAUGCCGAAAGUUACAUGACAGUGCCAUCAAGUGAUGAGCAGGCAAUUGACAGCGACAUUUUAUCCGUGCUGGCAACCUGUGACACUGGAGAUCCAUCUGUGUCCCAAUUGGGGGGAGUUCCCCCUCCGACCAGUCCGUUUCUACCCAGUUUAGAAUUUGGCGAGCUCGAGAACACUGAGAUGCUUUCAGUUGGAUCAGAGUGCUUCCAGAUUGCCGAGGAUGCAGCGUUACCGACUCAAUUGUCUCAACAGCUGAUCACGAACGAAGCCGAGGUCGAUCUUGGCAUCGAUGCUUUGUCUGUCCUGGGCAACGACUGGUCCAAUACGGUGCUAUUGUCUAAUCAUUUGGAGAAAAUGUCGAUGGCGCCGGGAGACUCCCCACCCCCAAGCACAGCACCGAUGUUCGGUAACGAAGUGUUAAGUGGAGGGAUCAAAGAAAGGGUACGCUCCGCAUCAGACCCUGUUCUCGCUGCAGCUUCUGUCUAUCCCCAGUUGCACCAUGUUUUGUCGAUGCCGCUGGAUUUAGCAUCUGCCAGAUCUUCUGGCCAAUUGACCAGCUAUCGCAAAUUGGGUGGCCACAAGGAUACAGAUUUUCAGCAGUGGUUUUCGUGCAGCGCAGCGAAAGUUGCUAAAGCGAAUGACGGCGACACCUAUCAGAUGCUCUGGUUGCCGAGUGAACACGAUUUUGCCGGUUCGAGCAUGCAGCAGCAGUCGUCGGAUGAACUCGACCAACUGCUUCAGUAUGACGACACGAUAGGAUGCAAAUACGCGGGUGUGUUUGCGGAUGAUAUAGAAGUAAAUGAUGCGUUGGAUGACACCGAAAGAUACCAACGCGAUAUUGAUGAAGCGCCGGAGGGUUGGAAUGAGUGA
Molecule: messenger RNA, 1758 nt
Organism: Peronospora matthiolae
Lineage: Eukaryota; Oomycota; Peronosporomycetes; Peronosporales; Peronosporaceae
Source: the annotation of a GenBank genome assembly